Molecule: messenger RNA, 1232 nt
Organism: Choloepus didactylus (southern two-toed sloth)
Lineage: Eukaryota; Metazoa; Chordata; Mammalia; Pilosa; Megalonychidae
Gene: HAPSTR2
Product: UPF0472 protein C16orf72
Exons: 1
Coding region: 50-871 (273 amino acids)
Source: RefSeq, a predicted model, not a curated record
GCGGAGGUGGAGGAGCUGGAGGAAGAGGCGAGCGGCCCGGAGGAGGACGAUGGAGGAGUCGCUGAAGGAAGGCGAGGCCGAGGGCGCGGAGCCCUGGUUGUCCAAGUGGGAGCGUCAGUGCCUGGCCGAGGCCGAGCAGAGGGAGCAGCUGCACCCCGAGCUGCAAGAGGCGGCGGGGCUCAAGAGCGAGCAGCAGAGGCUGUGGCACCUCUUCCAGACCUCGGCCACCGCCGUCGCCCAGCUCUACAAAGAUGCCGGGUCCCCCCAGCCAGGACUGUCCAUGUGGGACCCCUUCCAGAACGCGGCCACGGCCGUGACCAGCCUCUACAAAGAGAGCGGAGAUGCCCACCAACGAAGUUUUGACCUGGGCAUCCAGGUUGGCUAUCAGCGUCGCAUCAGAGACGUGCUGGAGUGGGUGAAGAAGGGCCGGAGCACCAUUCGCCGCGAAGACCUCAUCAGCUUCCUCUGUGGCAAGGCGCCCCCCGCGACGCCGCCGCCGCCCCGCGUCCCCAGGACGCCUCCGAAGCCGCCCGCCGGGGCCCCCAGCCAGGCAGCUGUCACCGAGGCCAGCUCAUCGGUGGACGUCGACCUGCAGCCCUUCCACGAGGCCAUCGCCCUGCACGGCCUCAGCGGCGCCAUGGAGAGCAUCAGCGUGCGAUCGGGCGCGCCGGGCUCGCCGCCCCCCGACGGUGAGGCGGCGGGCGGCGGUCGCAGGAAAGGUGGCCUCCUUGAAGACGACUCGAGCCCCUUCCACGCGGAAGAACUGGCCCCCCGCCUGGACAGCGGGGGGCUCCUCCGCAAGCGCACCUCGGCCCAGUGCGGGGACGGCCUCACGGAUGCCCCGACCCACAAGCGCAACCGAAUGGCCUAAACCCGCCGUCGACGGUCGUCGACCAGCCGCCAUAUUGCUUGAGAGCCAAGUCGACCUUCAACACGCUGGUGGAGUGGAUACUCGAGACCGUGUUCUCUUUAUUGUCUUAAGUUAAUCAAAGGUUUCUAUCGAGUUUACCGUAAAGAAACUUUCCAAGUGUUCCAGAAGAGGCCUCGUAUGACUCUGACUUUCCGAUAAAUGGAACCCUAGCAGAGAACACCACCUAUCACAUAGUUAGCAAGAUCGUUUUCAGCAGAAGUAUCUAGUCAAGACGGGAGCCUGGUUUAUCUUGUUCACAGUUCUAUUCCUUAGCACCUAGCACAGUUGCUGACUCUCAAUAAAUGUUUGUUGAAUGACUAAA